AUGGAAAUGAUAGAGCUGAAGGUACAGUUGAUAGAGGACACUAACCAGCGUCUGGGCAGUGUGGGGGAACAACCAGCGUGUUCUGGUAGAUUCUACCCCCCCAACCCCAGUGCCCCCAGCCCCCACCGCCCGCCACCACCCACCCACCCCACCCCCGAACCCCCGCCCCCGGAGCAACAGAGGCCAACCAGAACCCAAAGGGGCAGCCGGGGGCACAGGCAACACCCAAUGAGCAGCAGCGGCACCAGCCCGGGGGAAGCCCACCCCAAUGCUGGUCAUGUCUCUAGGCCCCAGCCCCCCCAAGAGGGCCAGGAGGCCACGCCACCAGGACCCAGCCGGGGCAGCGCUGGAGACCAGAGACACGCCCCGAUAAACCCCCUCCCCCCAAAAAAAAGAACAAAGGUGCACCCCAAACAUGGCGGGGGCCCAGAGGGCACAGCAGGCCCGCCGCCAGGACACCCAGGCACCCCUCCCGGCCUCACACCAGACAUACACCCCCCACAGGGCCGACCUGCAUCCGCACAGGUACCCGGGGCCAGCGGGCCGACUCCAACACCCCAGCCCAACCCGAAGCAAAGGGCCACCAGAGACCGCCCAUCCCCCGGAGUCCCAUCCCCCCCCCCCCUCCCCACGCCCAGGAACCCCCGCCCCACCAGGGAGCAGCCCCCGCCCCAGACCCACCUGGCCAGCAUCACCGGACGGUGGGGCGUAGCGACUGCCCCCCAGCAAGGCGUGAGCCCAGGCACAGAGAGCAAGAGGACCAGGAGAGGCCCCCGGGAGACAGAACAACCCCCGGUAGGACCCUCACUCACGAAAUGGACCAAGAUGCCGAGCCCGGUCCACCGAACCCCGAGCCACACAGGUGACGUCACAGGCCGACCGACCCGCGGAGGAGCCGCCAAGGUGAGCGACCAGGGAAAUGCACCUGGCCGCUUCUGA
Salarias fasciatus (jewelled blenny) is the source of this 939-nucleotide messenger RNA. Its product is annotated as proline-rich protein 2-like. Bases 1 to 939 code for a protein of 312 amino acids. NCBI's taxonomy places the organism in Eukaryota, Metazoa, Chordata, Actinopteri, Blenniiformes, Blenniidae. The transcript has 2 exons. The record is from RefSeq and is a predicted model, not a curated record.